AUGGAUUUUCAAGUUGCGAUUUUAUAUAAUAAUCAAGUAUUAAAAUUAAUAGAACAAGAUUAUAUAUGGCUAUCAAAAUCAUCAAGAGUUGUUGAAAGCAAAUAUUGGAAUAGUUCUGGUGCACGAACAUUGAAUAUUGCACGAUUUCAAUUAAAAAAUGAUGAUCAAUCGAUGAACAUUCUUGUUUUUAAUACUCAUCUAGAUGUCAAAAGUGAACAAGCACGUAAAGAACAAGCGAAAAUUAUUCGAUCAACAAUAGAACAAUGGCAAAAGAAAUAUCCAACAGCUGUAGUUCUUUUAUUUGGAGAUUUUAAUUCUGUUCCAAAACAAACUACAUAUAAUAUACUGACAUCAUCCGAUUUUCUACAUGAUGCGUGGAUAGUUUGCAAAUCUCAGGCAUCUAUAUGUGUAUCGAAUUCAUUUUCAUCAACAUUUAAUGGUUGGUUAGGAUCAAUCAUAAAUACUUAUGGAUUUCAACUUCUACAAUCAAUACUAUUUACCUUUCGUGGUACAGGUAUUCAAUUACCAUGUGAAAUACUCAAACGCCUUCCGUCAUAUAUAGAUAUUUUAAAAGAAUUGUGGCAAUUUCGUCAGAUGUUAAAAUUCUCUGAAAUGAUUAAACUAUGGUUUCUACAUCGAUUUCAUGUCGAUUGGAUUUUAUAUAGAAAUUCUAUUGACGGCAACAAAAUUUUACAACCUCGAUUCAUAGCUGUUGUAGAUAUUCGAUCUAGAAAUUAUUCUUCCGAUCAUUUUCCUGUUGUUGCUUUGUUUCAAUUGAAGAAUGAUAAAGAAAACUAUAAUGAAUCUGGAUAA
This is a messenger RNA of Rotaria sp. Silwood1, 813 nucleotides long. Lineage: Eukaryota; Metazoa; Rotifera; Eurotatoria; Philodinida; Philodinidae. The record is from the annotation of a GenBank genome assembly.